This is a messenger RNA of Penaeus indicus, 777 nucleotides long. RefSeq names its product lysine-specific demethylase RSBN1L-like. The transcript is spliced from 6 exons. Lineage: Eukaryota; Metazoa; Arthropoda; Malacostraca; Decapoda; Penaeidae. Gene Ontology annotation, cellular component: nucleus. The record is from RefSeq and is a predicted model, not a curated record. Bases 1 to 777 code for a protein of 258 amino acids.
AUGGUUGAGGUGUACAAAAACUACUGCAAUGGUACCUUCCGUGCUGGUCCUCUACACCAAGUUAGUAUUGUUGGAACAGUACAUGAAGAAGUUGGUGGAUACUUUCCUCAUUUUCUGAACAUGAUGGAAGAAAAUCCAUUCCUAAGAAGGGCAAUGCCAUGGGGCCCCAUGUCUAUCGUGAAAAUGACAUCCCCACAGCAGAGUAAUGAUGGCCCUAUAUUAUGGAUACGGCCUGGAGAGCAGCUAAUUCCAACAGCAGAGCUUGGCAAAUCACCAGCUAAGCGGAAGAGGGUGGGUAUCAAUGAACUACAGCGCCUUCAGUACCUUCCUCGUGCUACCAAUGCAAGAGAAAUGAUGUUUGAAGACAGAACAAAGGCUCAUGCAGACCAUGUGGGAGCAGGCCUUGACAGAAAAACCACAGGAGCAGUUGGGGUGUUGAAGGCUGUACACUGUGGAACUGAAUACACUCACAAUCGCAUCGUGAAAGAUGUAGUGGCCUUUGAUGCCCACGAUUUCAAUGACAUCGUGGAAAAGUUGCAGCUUGAUCUUCAUGAACCCCCAAUCUCCCAGCCAUACAGCCUUGAUCAUAGUCAAAUUAAGAAAGAGAAUGGAACUCUUGAUAAGGCAGUUGGAUCUGCAAAAGUGAAGACCCCAACUGUUCCUGGGGCAGCUGGAAAUCGGCCGAAGAUGCCAAACAAGCCUACCACAGGCUCCCAAGCAUGUGAUCUUCUUGGAUCGAUCAUGGCUGGGAUGUCACAGUCAGGGAUGCACAAAUAA